ACAGGGAGAGGAGGAGGGUUUAACAUGAUAAUUGUGUUAUCGACAGAAUGGAGGUCUCCUCCAGAACCAAGGAACAUUUGCUUUAAUCACGCUGUCUUGGCUGUAUUUAUUCGAAAGUAGCUGAAUGAAAUCACGACUCAAUAAACCUUACUCCAAGGCUAGCUAUAUUUGCAGCUGUGCUCGUGUGCAAGCCGAGCUGUCACAGGAAUCUUUGAACUCAGAUGGGUCAGGCACUGUGGAGGCUGCCACCCAGACAACAGCAGCAGCUUCAGGAAGAGCUUGUCGACCGACUGGCUGACACAGGAGGAGCGAGACAAGAGCAAGGAAGGGUUGGAGGGACACUUCGAAGAGUCCCUCAACAUUGUUAUGGUCCCGACAUCUAUCAUCUGCUGAAAACACGCAGAGGAGGUAAAGAACAAAAUGGUUUUAUAGAUUUGGAGAUGCUUCCACCUGAGUUAGGCAUCACCAUAUUGUCGUAUCUGAACGCUACUGAUCUGUGUCUGGCCGGCUGUGUGUGGCAGGACCUAGGAAAUGAUGAAUAUCUAUGGCAGGGGCUCUGUAAGUCCACAUGGGGUCACUGCUCCAUCUACAACAGAAGGCUGCCUGCUGGUUUCUCAUAUAGAAGACUAUAUCUACAACUAGAUGAAGGCAGCCUUACAUUCAACGCAAACCCACAGGAGGGUAUCUCUUAUUUCAUGUCUAAAGGCAUACUAGUGGAUCACCCCACAGAGCAGGCUAAGUUCAUCUUCUACACUAGACGGCUCAACUGGAAGAUGCUGAGAAUUUACCUGGAUGAGAGGCGUGAUGUUUUGGAUGAGCUGGUGACACUUCACAACUUCAGCAAUCAGUUCCUUCCCAAUGCUCUGAGGGAUUUCUUCAGACACAUUCAUGCACCAGAGGAGAGAGGAGAGUAUCUGGAAACACUCAUCACUAAAUUUAGCCACAGGUUUUGUACCUGUAACCCUGGUCUUGUCCGAGAGCUGGGUCUCAGUCCUGAUGCUGUGUAUGUGCUGUGCUACAGUCUCAUCCUGCUGUCCAUUGAUCUGACCAGUCCUCAUGUCAAAAACAAAAUGUCAAAGAGGGAAUUCAUCAGGAACACUCGCAGAGCGGCCCAUAAUGUCUCAGAUGACUUUGUGGGCCAUCUUUAUGACAACAUAUACUUGAUUGGCCAUGUGGCUGCGUAGCUCAUCUCACCAGCUGUCUAUUAGAAAUCCUCACAAUGCACUGAAGAAUAGGAAUCAUUGAUUUGGUUCCUAUGUACUGUAUCCCUGGAAUGUUUGGAAUAUUUAUAUAGAAUUUUCAAACAAACAAAUACAAUAUACCACUGUACUGUGGGAGAGAUGCUGCCACCAAAAUGAUCUGAAUGUUCUAAGAUGUUUGUAAUAUAGGAAGAUGGUUUUAAAAUCAUGAAGAUAAAUAACCUCUGACACUGCACUGAUGAAGUACUACUACAAGUGGUGGAAGGAUGACCAGGAGAGCCCCCCUCAGACUGUUAUAUGCAAGUACAGUAAUUUAUUUCCAAUACUGACUGCUUCAGGAUCACUAGUUAGACAAAUAUACAUAUUUAACCCAAAAAUAUAAGCCACUACAUCAACUGAAAAAAAUUUCAAGCAGCCUGUUGUCCUUGAUAAACAAUCUGGAAUGUCAAAGCAUCAGUACACGAUGGCUUUCAUUACCUGUUGAUUAUAUACAGUAUUUACUUGUUGAUUAUAAGUGCAAUUUGCCAUGAACUUUUAUCUCAUUCAAUAUAAUUCACAAUUGUGUGAAAUUAAAGAACAUGAAGACUUUAAUUUACAAUAAUGCUGACAUUUUCCACAGUGCACUAGUCCAGGCUGAGUCAGCUGGGAUAGUCUCCAGCUCAACCGCAACGCUAAUGAUUACAAGCGUUAUAGAAAAUGGGUGGAUGGAUUUUCCGCAGUAGUUAUCAGUGCAUAUGGUACAAGUAGAAGCUUUGUGCUGCCUUAUGAUAAACUAUAACAUAGUACUUCUUUUUUAAUUAAACAUGUUUGAAAAAAAACAUUGCUGCUCAAGUCCAGUCACGGUGUAGUUUAGUUCCAUGCCAUAAGUAUCACAAAAAGCAUCCACUUUCAAUUACAGCUAAUAUAACUGUGUAACCAACACCAUGGAGAACAUAUGAAAGGUUUUGCAGGGCAGAUAUAUAGGUACUGUUUUUAAUUGAUUGUUUAAAGCUAUGGAAGAAAAAUACCUCUGCAAGGGAAACACUACAGUAAAAAACAGGAUUAGAUUGUAAAUCAGUAACAUACGUUCUUUUGGUAUGUAAUUUGAUAAGUAAUCAACAAUUUCCACACCAAUGGCCAUACUCACAUACACAUUAGAUUUUUUUAAUAGCUAAUAAAUGUGGCAUUAAACAGAUUGUUAUUGUACCGUCUAUAAGUGUAAAACUAUUUGUAUGAGUUAUCAAUGAAUGUUACCUUCACAACAGACCUUACGUUGUUGAGAAGUAGUUCUAUUAUUUAACCUUUUACAUUAAAGGUCAAUAGCCUUGCAGCUAUAUCUUUUUGAAAUUAUAUUUUCUCUUUUGAGAGUCCAUUGAAGUCAAUAAAAUAACCUCUUGGUUUUAUUAUAAAAUCAAGACUUGACCUGCAAUUUUAUUCAUUAUGUUGAAGAGCUAUUAAAGACACACACUUGUGAAGUACAGCUUUUCUAAAUUAUGAAAGCAAUUUAGGUGUUGUUUUGUUUCCUCUGUUUAGAAUGCUUUGUAAUUGACACAAUGUAUCUAGAAUGUGUCACAAAUAUGUGAAUAAUUAUUAAAUCAUGCCUUUGCUAA
Phyllopteryx taeniolatus (common seadragon) is the source of this 2788-nucleotide messenger RNA. It is a transcript of the gene fbxo8, whose product is annotated as F-box protein 8. NCBI's taxonomy places the organism in Eukaryota, Metazoa, Chordata, Actinopteri, Syngnathiformes, Syngnathidae. The transcript has 8 exons. Bases 222 to 1184 code for a protein of 320 amino acids. The record is from RefSeq and is a predicted model, not a curated record. Gene Ontology annotation, biological process: regulation of ARF protein signal transduction. Gene Ontology annotation, molecular function: guanyl-nucleotide exchange factor activity; protein binding.